Molecule: messenger RNA, 1419 nt
Organism: Solanum verrucosum
Lineage: Eukaryota; Viridiplantae; Streptophyta; Magnoliopsida; Solanales; Solanaceae
Product: protein trichome birefringence-like 12
Exons: 4
Coding region: 43-1239 (398 amino acids)
Cellular component (GO): Golgi apparatus
Molecular function (GO): O-acetyltransferase activity
Source: RefSeq, a predicted model, not a curated record
UUUGAAAUGGUUCUUCAGUGUCAUGUUUAGAGGAGAUCAGAAAUGGCGUCGAAGCUAACUCCAAAGCUCUUCUCAUGGCUGAUUCUGCCGACGUUGCUUCUCAUUUUCCUCUACUCUUUAUCCCUUCCUCUUUAUGCUCCUACUUCUCCAAAACCCAAAAUUCCCAUCUCACCUUCUUGUAAUCUCUUCAAAGGCAAGUGGGUCAGCGACCCGAAUCGCAGACCCAUUUAUGAUGAGUCCUGCCCCUUUCACAGGAACGCCUGGAACUGUCUAAGAAACCAAAGAGAGAACAUGGGUCGGAUCAAUUCUUGGAAAUGGAUGCCCGACAAGUGUGAUUUAACUCGGAUCGACCCAGUUGGGUUCUUGGGUUCAAUGAGGAACAAGAAUAUUGGAUUUGUUGGAGAUUCGUUGAAUGAGAAUUUCUUGGUUUCGUUUUUGUGUACUCUUAGAGUGGCUGAUUCAUCUGCAAAGAAAUGGAAGAGAAAGGGUGCUUGGAGAGGAGCCUAUUUUCCAAAGUUCAACGUUACCGUGGGUUAUCAUCGUGCUGUUUUGCUUGCGAAAUAUGAGUGGCAGCCAAAACAGCUAGAUGACUCCAACCAAGAUGGAUUGAAGGGAAGAUAUCGAGUAGAUGUUGAUAUUCCAGCAGAUGAUUGGGCUCAUAUUGGUGCCUUUUACAAUGUUCUAGUCUUCAACACUGGUCAUUGGUGGGGCUUUGACAAAUUCCCUAAAGAGACACCUCUUGUUUUCUACAAGGCAGGGCAACUGAUUCAACCUCCAUUGGAGAUGUUUGAUGGACUUAAGGUUGUUCUCGAGAAUAUGAUUGCGUUCAUAGAAAAAGAAUUACCAGAGGAAACACUUAAAUUUUGGCGCUUGCAAUCACCAAGGCACUUUCAGGGUGGUGAUUGGAAUCAAAAUGGUAGUUGCACAGUGGAUGGACCCCUUGAUGAACUUCAGCUUGACCUGUGGUUUGAUCCCAGAUAUAAUGGGGUUAACAAAGAAGCAAGGCGACUAAAUCAUCUGAUCGAAGAGGUCUUAAAAGGCACAACUAUCAGAAGCCUCGAUCUGACUCACUUGAGUGAGUUCAGGGCAGAUGCCCAUCCUGCAAUUUGGUUGGGGAAAAAGGAUGCAGUGUCGGUCUGGGGUCAAGACUGUAUGCACUGGUGCCUUCCUGGUGUUCCAGAUACAUGGGUUGAUAUCUUGGCUCAGCUAAUCACUCCUCAUAUUUUGGAGACAGGGUGAUCAUUAUAGAUGGUUGCAAAGCUUCCGUGAAUCAUUUGCAACUGAGCUCCUGAUACAUCAAGAUGUGGGCUUUUUUGACAACAAUCACAAACUUGCUGAUCUGAAGGAGAUGGUAGAACCAGUUCAUUAUUUUGUGUUCUUUCCCUUACAUUCUUUCUAUCAUUUGGAGGGGUAGGGGUU